CUACUUCCUCGGCGUGGACAGAGUGGUGACGAGCCGGAGGGACAGCUGCCCCUUGACUCCAACAGUGAGCAAAGCUAGCGCUGGAGUUAUGGAAGUCUUUGAUGUCUACAGCACAGAUGAUCUCCAGAGUUUUUUGAAGGCUAAAACUGCAGAAGGCUGGGAAGUUGUGGGAACAGUCAGCAGGGCUGAGACCGCAGAAAAUGUUCCUGUCAUCGACUGCUCAGAAUUUCGGUGGAAUAAACCCAUUAUUUUAGUAAUAGGUAGUGAAGGUGAUGGACUUUCCCUGGGGACACAGCGCUUGUGCCAUCGGAUGCUAGUCAUACCCCCUGGAAGAGCGCUUUGCCCAGGAAUUGAGUCGCUGAACGUCUCUGUUGCUACUGGUAUUCUCCUGCACUCCAUCUGCAGCCAAAAACUGAAGCACAGUGAUUGAUGUUAUCCAGGCAUGUGGUGGAAAUUGUUCAGACCAGACCUUUUGACCGGGGAAGCUGCUCAGUGUUACGUGGCUAUGCUCAGCUGGAAUAGAUACGGAAGUACUCCUUCCAGGGUCUUCUCUAUUGCUGCAAGCUACAGGUAGAGACCCACUGAACUAAGCUCCGUCUCGGCUGACAAACUGCACCGCCCAAGCCCUGGCUCAGCACUGAAUUCAGACCGUCUGCGUGCCACUAGGUAACACCUCUUGGAGGAAAGGUUGUAAGGAAGCGUGGCAAAGCUAGGCUUUGAAAGCAGCCAGCCAAAUCCUUCAGGUUUUUACAGUAAAAUAUCCAGUGAUGGCUGCAGGCCUUGCGUUCGUCGCACGGGGAACUGUGUACGUUGCUCAGGCUGCGAACUGGAUUUUGGGCUGUAGUUGCUAGAUGGUGUUUGGCUGGUGCUGCCUCAGAAAGCAACUGUGCCCUGUCUCCCACCUCCUGCUGCCUCUAGGUGCCCUGUGCCUGAGCCCACUGCCCCUCUAGCAACCGAGAGGGCCGAGGGGCUGAUGUGGCUGAAAACGCGGAGCAGGAGGGAAAUCCUCCAAGCCAGGUGAGUUCCCUGUGCAAAUGCACAGCUGGCUCUGGCUCUUCACCAGGCUGCCUUGGUGCUAGUGAGAACCAGGUAGGAUUUGGGACUCCUCAGUAGCAAUUGCUUUGCAGCGAGGCGAUUUCUCUGUUACGUAUUGGUGCUUGAGUGUCUGGAAAUACACUGAGUUGUAUUGGAUUGUAAAAUAGGUCUGCAGCCCUGCCAAAGGAUGGACAUGACCUGUCAGAACAGAGCUGGUGCGAGGAAAACGCAGUCCAUGGAAAUAAAGGCCUGUAAAGAUUUCUUGUA
Messenger RNA from Struthio camelus australis, 1302 nucleotides. It is a transcript of the gene MRM1, whose product is annotated as mitochondrial rRNA methyltransferase 1. Gene Ontology annotation, biological process: rRNA methylation. Gene Ontology annotation, molecular function: RNA binding; rRNA (guanine) methyltransferase activity. Gene Ontology annotation, cellular component: mitochondrion. The record is from RefSeq and is a predicted model, not a curated record. NCBI's taxonomy places the organism in Eukaryota, Metazoa, Chordata, Aves, Struthioniformes, Struthionidae.